CCUCCUCCAUACUAUUAUAGCUCACCACCACUACCCAAGGAAUCGCCUCCUCCACCAUAUCACUACAGUUCCCCACCACCACCAAAGAAGUUACCUCCAACUCCAUACUACUACAAGUCUCCACCACCACCACCAAAGAAGUCUUCUCCCCCACCAUACUACUAUACUUCACCACCACCACCAACUCAUUACUAUCCUCCACAUCAUCAAUUUGUUGUCAAAGUUGUCGGCAAAGUCCAUUGUUUUAGAUGUUACAACAGGAAGCACCCAGAAAUGUCUCACGGCAAAAAGCACCUUAAAGGUGUUGUUGUUGAAGUGACUUGCAAGGCUGGUGACAAGAAAAUUGUGAGUUAUGGUACCACUAAGCUCAAUGGAAAAUUUAGCAUCACAGUUGAAGGAUUUGAAUAUCGCAAAUAUGGAGCAAAGGCUUGCAAGGCUAAACUCCACAAUGCACCAAAGGACUCAAAGUGUAGCAUUCCUACAAACCUUCAUUGGGGAAUUAAGGGUGCUGACCUCAAAGUGAAAUCAAAGAAUAGUUAUGAAGUUGUACUUUAUGCAAAACCAUUUGCUUAUGGAUCUAAGACACCUUAUGCAGACUGCCAAAAGCCCAAGCCUACACCUGCUCCAUACUAUUAUAAAUCUCCUCCACCUCCAUCACCGACUUAUGUGUACAAGUCACCACCUCCUCCAUCACAAAAGUAUGUGUACAAGUCACCACCUCCCCCAACCCCGACAUACAUUUAUAAGUCUCCACCACCACCUGCUUACUAUUACAAAUCACCACCACCACCAACUAAGUCUCCACCACCUCAGUAUUAUUACAUGUCUCCACCUCCACCAUCACCAAAACCUGCACCAGUAUACUAUUAUAAAUCACCACCACCCCCAUCACCAUCACCACCCCCACCUUACUACUAUAAGUCCCCGCCACCACCAUCA
Messenger RNA from Capsicum annuum, 939 nucleotides. RefSeq names its product extensin-like. NCBI's taxonomy places the organism in Eukaryota, Viridiplantae, Streptophyta, Magnoliopsida, Solanales, Solanaceae. The transcript is spliced from 2 exons. Gene Ontology annotation, molecular function: structural constituent of cell wall. The annotation marks the transcript as partial. Gene Ontology annotation, biological process: plant-type cell wall organization. The record is from RefSeq and is a predicted model, not a curated record.